CCGCGCUCGAAUUUAUCAGUGUUGCCGUUCAGCCAGGCGCUACGCGUUUCGGAACGGCGUGGCUAAUAUCUAAGGUAUUUGGAUCGUGUGGAUUGUGAUCCUAGUGACGUCACUAGUUGUGGAGAGUGCAGUGGUUAACAAGUGCAGUGAUGAGGCCCCCGUCGGAUUACAAUGAUGCCCGGAUGCCCGCGGAAGCUGAGGAGCCAGACCGUAGGGCUCCAGCUAUGAUGAUCUGUGCUAGACUCGCAGGGCGGGCCAUCAUCAGGGUCGUGGGCCGGUGUGAGGAUGCUCAGGAGAACAGUCAACUAGAUUUGUCUGAAUGUCAACUGAUGCAAGUACCUGAUGCUGUGUACCAUUUGAUGAGACACACAGAACUGAAGACUUGUGAUCUUAGUGGAAAUGUUAUAACUAAAAUACCUCCAAAGUUUACUGUCAAAUUUAGUCUUAUUACAGAUUUAAACCUGUCAAAUAAUCAAAUAGCAAAACUACCAGACGAGCUAUGUGCACUCACUUGUUUGCAGAGGCUAGAUGUAUCUCACAACAGCUUUGUAGCCCUCCCCCAUAUAGCCUGCCAGUGUCCGAGCCUUCACACAUUACUUGCUCACCACAAUCAGAUUAUUGAGGUUGAUGUCACCAGAUUAUCAAGAUCUCGAGCACUGGAGUAUGUGGACCUCAGUGACAACCCCAUACCUCCACGAACAUAUGAAGAAUUGCAGCAGAUCACCCAGCCGAGGAUAUCAAUGUCAGAGAGACAGAAAGAAGAUUGGGAAGAAGAUCUCAUAUUAUAAAACUGCAUUAUCUAGUGUAGUGCUAAACUUUGGGACUGUUGCAAUGUAUUUUUUUGCUACAAGUAAAGUACUUGGCACAAGCAACUUUUGUACAUCAGCACUAUAAUUUUGGUGCUCAACUAUUAUAAGCUAAAAUGUGAUAGCUGUUUAAGACUAUUAAUACAAUGAAUAAAGAAAUGUACUUAUUACCUAGACAAUAAGUUAUUAAUAUUAGAAAAUAUACAGUAGUAGUUAUGAAAUUGGAUGAUGAAUCAAUGUAGAGCAAUAUUUUUAUUAACUGAUCAUGAUUCAUCAUCACAAUGGCAAUAAUAAUUGAGAAGUUGAUAAUUUUGAUUAUUGAAUUCUUUGGUUUGGCGAAAGUUCCAAAAAUGUUGCUUAUAUAGGAUUUAAAAAAAUACUGUAUGACUGACGAAUCAGCCUGGGCAUCUACUACUUUGUUGCCUGCAUUUACAAUACCUGUUACGCUCAAUAUCAUCAAACUUAUAUACUGUCUGGUAACAUAUCUCUGGACUUAAUGUCAAUAAUGACACAUCUCUUUGUUAUAAUGUGCAAAAGAAGCAUCACUAGGAUAUUAUUAUUGAUAAAUAACUAUUUAUUUUUCAGUAUUAUAGAUUAUUGUAAAGGUGUUGUGUUGUGAUGCUGAUUAUUUUUAUUAUAAUGAUAAAAAAUCAAUUUAAAUCAUUGGGUUAAGUAAAAAUACGGAUUUAUUUUUCUGGUCGUACUAUAAUUAUAGUGACACAGUACAAGAGAAACUACAAAACUAUUAACACAGUUAAAAAGCAUUGAUACCACAAAAAUAUCAUGACAUGCACCCAACGGUAAUGAAACUGCAAACCAUACUGAUAUAACAGGAUUAGCGAGAGGGGAUGAAAGGGGAACGGGAGGGAGCUUCACGUCCCAGGGAGGUCCAGAGAUAAUGUGGCCAAGUAAUAUCUUGUGAUUUGCACAAAUUCUGUGGUAUUACACAUAAUUAUUAUUAAUGCAGCUUUGUGAGAUGAUCUAUCUAGAGAUUAGAAAAAAUUUGGAGAACAAAGCCCCACAAUAUAACGAAUUUGAUCUGAUGUGUCGUCAAAUCGGUAAUUGUUUUGCAAAACGACAAUGAGAAGCUAGUCUUAUUAUUAGUUUUAAGUGAUAAUGAUAUAUCAUAACAUAGAGUAUUUUUUCUAUUGUAUUACCUGCAAUACUUAUCUGAGUUGUUUUUGUAUUAUAAAUUUAAUGUGAGGCUUUAAAAAAUUUUGAUGAAACUUAAAAAUAUAUUAUGUAAUUUGGUAA
This is a messenger RNA of Leptidea sinapis, 2060 nucleotides long. It is a transcript of the gene Sclp, whose product is annotated as leucine-rich repeat-containing protein 40. The coding region runs from base 150 to 788 and encodes 212 amino acids. The transcript has 4 exons. Gene Ontology annotation, molecular function: protein binding. NCBI's taxonomy places the organism in Eukaryota, Metazoa, Arthropoda, Insecta, Lepidoptera, Pieridae. The record is from RefSeq and is a predicted model, not a curated record.